Prorocentrum cordatum is the source of this 684-nucleotide messenger RNA. Lineage: Eukaryota; Dinophyceae; Prorocentrales; Prorocentraceae. The record is from the annotation of a GenBank genome assembly.
AUGGUGCCCACUUUCCGCCCAAAGGACGAGUCGCCAGAGGAAGUGGAGCGGGCGCGGCUCGCCGCCGUCGAGGCGCUGCGGCGGCUGGAGGCGUCCGCCGCGCCCGCCGAGGCGGAGAGGGAGCGGCUGGCCGCCUUCCGCAGGCGCUACCCCGUCGGCGACGGCAUCUUCGAGCUCUUGGCGAGGCAGCCGGCCGAGGUGCAGUCCGCGGUGCUCUCGAGGUUCUGCCCGCCGGAGGAGGGCCUGUCCGACUGCUCGGCGCUGCUGGACAGCCUCCUCCAGACCAUCAAAAAAGCGCGAGGGCUUCUGAGAGGUGCUGCGGUCGGCGCUCCUGCCCCCCUGCGAGCAGUGCCGACGUCGAGAACGGAGUACCGCGCGCGCGCGUGCUCCCGAAGGCAACGUAGAACGCUGCCGCUGCGGUUUCUUUUUCCUGCAUCGGUGGGGUGCUGCUGGACGGCCCUACCAUCAUCAUUGAGACGCAUUCGGAUUCCGCACCUGUCCUGUGUUCCCGUGGCCGACGGUGUCCAGACGCCGCUGCUGCUGCUGUCAUUUGCAUCGGGGACGUCGGGCGCAGUCACGCCUUGGCACUCGGAAUGCGCGCUGACCUUUCGAGCACAGCUCGGAUGGUCGAGCAAAAAUACAACGGUUAGAUACAACAGAUACGUUGCACUAUCGCCUUUUGCA